AAAGUUGCGAUUCGAUAACUGUGGCCAUCCAAGACUCUGCUUCCACUCCACAAACAUUCACCUGUCAAGGUUGACAGGCCAACGAUAAUAAAUGAAUUUGGGAAACGGCUUAUUCCGCGGAGUGACGUCAGUGGGCCCCCAACAAGUCUCGUGCUCACCCGCUCCGCUUCUACAACCGAACGCUUUUCCAGAAACACGAAAUCCCUUCGAAUUCAUCAUGACUGGGAAUCGCGAAAAGCAAGUCUUUACCAAGGUUGUAUACAAGCCUGAUACCCAGUCGACGGAAGAGUUCAUCAUCAUUGUGAAUGACGAGGAGUAUAACAAGUGGAAGAAAGGCGGUGAUACCUCGAUUCCCUUGUCGAGGAUCGUCGACUCGUUUGACAUCUUCUCCAGUGAGCAAGGGAAUCAAGGGUAUCUAGGGAGAGCUUCCAAGCAGCAACUUGACAGCGUCUUCGGGACGACGAAUCAAGACGAGGCAGUUAAGAAGCUUCUAGAAUUAGGGAAGGCGAAGCCUGGUGAGGGCCUUCCAAAGGGAUAUGAUGGGAAGAACGAUACACGGGGUGCAUCCAAGGGGCAAGUUCGAGCCACUUUGCAUAAUUGAUUCAUCAGUAGUCGUGUUGGGCGAGCGUCUUGCCGUGAUAUUCCAGACAAUUCUUGUAACAUUUGACACCACAUCGACUUUGUUGUACCAUACUUGAAGCUGAAGCGCACCAAUUCAAAGCAUCUGUACAGAUCUUUGGUUCCAGGGACAUGCGCGCAAAUGGGCGUUGCGAACGGAUCAG
Molecule: messenger RNA, 782 nt
Organism: Cantharellus anzutake
Lineage: Eukaryota; Fungi; Basidiomycota; Agaricomycetes; Cantharellales; Hydnaceae
Product: ribosome maturation protein
Exons: 6
Coding region: 92-601 (169 amino acids)
Source: RefSeq, a predicted model, not a curated record